Molecule: messenger RNA, 818 nt
Organism: Saprolegnia parasitica CBS 223.65
Lineage: Eukaryota; Oomycota; Saprolegniomycetes; Saprolegniales; Saprolegniaceae
Exons: 1
Coding region: 20-769 (249 amino acids)
Biological process (GO): superoxide metabolic process
Molecular function (GO): metal ion binding
Source: RefSeq, a predicted model, not a curated record
AAUUUUCAGCCCAUUGACCAUGCUUACCAACAGCAGUGCGACCAACAGCAGCGGCAGCCACACGACGACGUACAGCUUUGCGCCGGCCACGAGCGCGGGUGUCUCGGGCACGAUCAUGGUCACCCAUCUCGCCCAAGGCGCCAAGAUCACGGCCAACCUCGACGUCUCGGGUGCCAACUGGACGGCGCUGAGCGCCGCGGACGGCAACUGCACCGGGCCUAUCGAGUCGUUUACGUGGCACAUCCACACCAAGUGGACCAACAAGGCGUCGUCGGCCUCUCUGAGCGGGUGCAGCCUCGCAGCGACCAGCAACCACUACGACCCGACCUUCGCGUGUGGCCCCAACUCGGAAUACAUUGCCACCGAUACGUGCAAGCCGGUGGUCGCCGAGCCGGGCUUCAAGUACGAUUGCUCGCCGGCGUCGUACGCUGCCAAGACCAAGGCGUGCGAAGAGGGCGAUCUCUCUGGGAAGCUCGGCAAGAUGACCGUCAAAAGCGGCAAGAUCGAGGAGACGUGGACCGACAUGUACUACCCGAGCGCAUCGUCCGAGACGCCGCAGUGGAACAUGAUGCUUCACGCCGUGUGCGGCAAGGCGACGCCCCGCUUCAUCUGCGCGACGGCGGCCGGCGCCGGCGGCAAUGGGUCGGCGAUUGUGGCCCCGACGACCGCGCCCGGCGCUGGCAAGACGCCGACGGCGACGUCGUCGACGUCAACCAAGGCUACGACCGUGCUGCUGGCGGCGCUCGCAAGCGCGACUGUCCUCUUCUAACUCGUCUCGACCUCUAAAAUGCAGUCGUGUCAUUUUUGUGUAUUUGAAC